Salvia splendens (bonfire salvia) is the source of this 640-nucleotide messenger RNA. Its product is annotated as receptor-like serine/threonine-protein kinase SD1-6. NCBI's taxonomy places the organism in Eukaryota, Viridiplantae, Streptophyta, Magnoliopsida, Lamiales, Lamiaceae. Gene Ontology annotation, cellular component: plasma membrane. The record is from RefSeq and is a predicted model, not a curated record. The coding region runs from base 7 to 585 and encodes 192 amino acids. Gene Ontology annotation, molecular function: ATP binding; protein serine/threonine kinase activity. Gene Ontology annotation, biological process: protein phosphorylation. The transcript has 3 exons.
AUAAGCAUGUCUCUUGAUUGGAGAAAAAGAUUCAAUAUCAUUACUGGAAUUGCGAAGGGACUACUGUAUCUUCAUCAGGACUCGAGGCUGAGAAUCAUCCAUCGCGACCUCAAAGCCAGCAACAUACUGCUGGAUACCGAGAUGAACCCCAAGAUAUCGGACUUCGGGCUGGCCAGGAGUUUCGGGGGGAACGAGACGCAAGCUCAGACUAGAAGAGUUGUUGGAACAUAUGGAUACAUGUCGCCGGAAUAUGCAAUAGACGGGAUGUUCUCAAUCAAAUCCGACGUGUUCAGCUUCGGUGUUCUGGUGCUAGAAAUUGUGAGUGGAAAAAGAAACAGAGGAUUCUGCCACGAACAAAACCAAAGCAGCCUAAACCUUCUGGGAUAUGCGUGGACUCUAUCCAAAGAAGGAAGGUCAUGCGAUCUAGUGGAUCCAUGUCUAGGAGGGUCGUUUGACUUGUCCGAAGCCCUACGGUCCAUCCAAGUGGGGCUAUUGUGCGUCCAGACAUGCCAGGAAGAUAGGCCCAGCAUGUCGGAUGUGGUUUUCAUGCUUGGUAAUCAGGUUGAGUUGCCUGUGCCCAAAUAACCCGGUUUCUUCACCGGGAGAGAUGUGGGCGCUGGCCGGAGUUACAGUAGCUCGA